Ectocarpus siliculosus is the source of this 822-nucleotide messenger RNA. NCBI's taxonomy places the organism in Eukaryota, Phaeophyceae, Ectocarpales, Ectocarpaceae. The record is from the annotation of a GenBank genome assembly.
AUGGGGCGGCGAAAGAAGAGCACGAAGAAGAUCGUGGUGAAGAAGAAUACCACGCUCGACAAGGUGUUCAAGUGCCCCUUCUGCAACCACGACAAGGUGGUGGAGUGCACCAUGAACAAGAAGGAAAAGACGGCGCGGCUACUGUGCCGGAUGUGCGACGUGAACUACGAAAUGACAAUCAACUACUUGACGGAGCCGAUAGACGUGUACACAGACUGGAUCGACGAAUGCGAGGCGGUUAACGCGGUCGACGCGGCUGCGGAGGAGCACAAAGAUGACGAGCAGUUCAUCGACGACCAAGAGAUAGCGGAGGGCUAAGAACCAGAACCAGAUUCAGAAUAUGUACAGACCCAAUCGCCACUGCCCCGGGGUUAGGGAAAAUGCUAGUUUCGACAUACAACAACUCGAGUCAACACGUCGGUAGGAUGAGCUCCAGGGACCCCUCAGACGGGAUUUAUUUUGCUUGGUUUGGUUGCAAUGGUUGUGGGGCUACGUCCUGCUUGUGGAAUGAGUUCUGCGAGAUGAAAUAACCCGCCCUCCUGGACAAUCAAGUUCUUGCACCAAUCAUGAGGAGUUGUCUUCGUUGUCGAUUGCCUGUACCCUUACCCUGGGUUGCAGCAGCUUCUUUUUUUUUUCAUUUUCGUUUUUUCAAAGGAAGGCGUCGGUCGUCAUGGUGAUGCUCCCUGUGCAGGGCGCUUUCUUUACGUAGAAGACCAGCCGCUCGUGUCAACUAACGAUGAGUCCGAGGGCUUCGUUGUCAAGGUGUUGCGAGGGAAGAACUGCUGUUGCGUGAUACAUACCUAGAGAGGCAUCGUGUGGCUC